AUGGCCAUGAUGAAAUCGGAAUGUGACCUUCCCGCCAUCAUUUACAACCGAGCGUUUGAGUAUCAUACUUCAGAGCUCACCAAGCGGACUGGGAAAGAGACUCACCUCGACAAAUAUAAUAACCCCUUCAUGAACCCCUCAAAGCCGAGAGCAUUUCCGUUCAGCCAGAUUCAAGCUCUUCAAGCCUCCAAAGUCCCGUCCAACCAAGCCAUCAUCCAACAACCUCUUACUUACCAAAAUAAAACCCACCAAGUCCCCAAAAGACACCAUCAGGAUGACCCGCAUCCUCCUCACCCUCCUGGCCACGGCCGCCGCCUUCCAACAGGCCCUUGGCGCCCCCGUCGCUCAAGUCGGCGCAAAGCCCAUCGGCGCCGCUCCUCCAGCGCUGCCCCCCAAGCCCAUCCCGCUCGGCAUCGCUCCUCCAGCCCUGCCCCCCAUCCCGCUCGGCACCGCUCCUCCAGCCCUGCCCCCCAAGCCCAUCGGCACCGCUCCUCCAGCCCUGCCCCCAUGCUCAUCGGCGCCCCUCCUCCAGCCCUGCCCCCCAAGCCGAUCCCGCUCGGCGCCGCUCCUCCAGCCCUGCCCCCCAUCCCGCUCGGCACCGCUCCUCCAGCCCUGCCCCCCAAGCCUACCGUUACGGCUUCGGUCCCAGUGCCGCCUAAGCCUACUGUUACCGGACCCCCUGCGGGACCUAAGCCGACUGUUACUGGUGAACCGCCUAAGCCUAGCCCUGCGGGACAUCCUAAGCACUAG
Neurospora tetraspora is the source of this 750-nucleotide messenger RNA. RefSeq lists its product as uncharacterized. The record is from RefSeq and is a predicted model, not a curated record. NCBI's taxonomy places the organism in Eukaryota, Fungi, Ascomycota, Sordariomycetes, Sordariales, Sordariaceae. The transcript has a single exon. The coding region runs from base 1 to 750 and encodes 249 amino acids.